GCAGGCGCUGCUCGGCAAAAUAAUCUCCACGAAAACGAUACGAUACGUGUUGUCAUCUGCACCGGAGGACUGGUGGGUGCUAGGCGAAUCUCCAGUCGGACCGCCUCGCGGACAACGAUGGACGAUGGCGUGGGCUACCUGCAGGACAGUCCAUCUGUAACGUCAUUGUGAACAUGGAGUGCAUGCUUGUAUUUUGCUGAAAAGGGAUCGGGUGUCUUUCAAGAAGGUUGUAGGCUAUACGAUUUUCCUCGGCGCACCAUUUUAGCUGUUGCGUUUGAAGAUGGAGCAUAUCAGGACGCCUAAGGUCGAAAAUGUGAGAUUAAUCGACAGAGUGACCCCCCGGAAGUCAACAGCCGGGACACUGUAUCUUUCAUCCACGCACAGCAUCUUUGUUGAAAACACAGAGGCUCGCAAGGAGACAUGGGUGUUGCACAGUUUGAUCAGCAGUAUCGAGCGUCCCCUCACCAACCCCUCUGGCAGUCCCCUGAUCAUCCGCUGCAAGAACUUCCAGGUCUACCACUUCCUCAUCCCUCAGGAGAGGGACUGUCUAGAUGUGCAGGCCUCCCUGACACGUCUCUCCAGACCAGAGAGGUAUACUGAGCUGUCGUGCUUCUCCUAUCAUCCCAACAUCAACAAGGAUGAGCGGGAGGAGGCCUGGAGCUUCAUAGACCUGCGGGCUGAGUACGGGCGAAUGGGAAUACCCAGCAACCUCUGGUACCUCACGCCUGCCAACAGCGAGUACAGGGUGUGUGACACCUACCCGUCUGACCUGUAUGUGCCAAAGUCGGCCACACCGUCCAUCAUUGUGGGCAGUGCCAAAUUCAGGAGCCGAGGAAGAUUCCCUGUCUUGUCCUACUACCACCGGGAUAAUGGUGCCUCCAUUUGUCGCAGUAGUCAGCCGCUAUCUGGCUUCAGUGCUCGCUCCACAGAGGACGAACAGAUGAUCCAGGCCAUCAUGAAGUCCAACCCAGCCAGCGAGCUGAUGUAUGUGGUGGACACAAGGCCAAAGCUGAAUGCAAUGGCCAAUCGUGCUGCUGGAAAAGGAUAUGAGAAUGAAGACCACUACACCAAUAUUAAACUGCAAUUUAUCGGCAUUGAAAACAUCCACGUCAUGAGGAACAGCCAACAGAAAAUCGUCGACAUGGGAGAGUUCAGAUUACCAUCAAUGGGAGACUUCCUAUGGGGCCUGGAGAACUCUGGUUGGCUCAAGCACAUCAAAGCUGUUCUGGAUGCUGGUGUCUUCAUAGCAAAGGCUGUAGGAGAAGAAGGGAUCAGUGUGUUAGUCCACUGCUCAGAUGGCUGGGACCGAACAGCACAGGCCUGCUCAGUUGCCAGUGUCCUUCUAGACCCUUACUACCGCACCCUGAAAGGAUUCAUGAUUCUUAUUGAAAAGGACUGGAUAUCAUUUGGACACAAGUUCUCUCACAGGUAUGCUCACCUGGAGGGUGACCCCAAGGAGGUGUCUCCAGUGAUCGACCAGUUCCUGGAGUGUGUGUGGCACCUGAUGGAGCAGUUCCCAUGUGCCUUCGAGUUCAACGAGCGCUUCCUGCUCCAACUGCACAUGCACGUGCACUCCUGCCAGUACGGCAACUUCCUGGGCAACUGCCAAAAGGAGAGAAGGGAUCUCCGGCUCCGUGAGCGAACCCACUCUGUCUGGCCUGUGCUGUGGGAGCAGCGGGCUGAGUUCUUGAACCCGCUGUACCGAGACGACCACAGCCAGACUCAGGGGGCACUGCGGCCCGUCACCACCCCCUACUGCUUCAAGUUCUGGAAGAGCAUGUAUAACCGGGCCGAGAGGGCGGCUGCGCUGGUGGCGCGGCAGUCUGCAGCCGAGUGUCUGUCUGCGGUGCGCGAAGAGACGCAGCAGCUAGAGGAGGAGCUGACCACCCACCAGGAGAGAAUAGCCAUGCUGACGGGAAAGAGUGUGGAGGCUGCCGUGAAGAUGAUGAGCAGAGCCAGUGACUGGACGCCCCGGCGUGCCCCUCCGGCCUCGGACCGGGCGGGAGAGGGGGUGGCCGAAAGCCCUCAGGACUACUUCCCCUGUGUGGACUCGGCCCCGGAGAGGGAACGCAAGACCCCGCCCGCGUCCCUGCCCCUCGUCUCGGCCCUGGGUGCUGGCGAACCUGAUGACCUCUCGGCCUGCAGCGACCUCGAGUCCGGUGUGGCCGACCUCAGCAGCCGUUCCUCCAGUGGCGGAGACGACAAGGACCCUGAUUUGUACGAGGCCGCCUACGCCACUGCCUGAGUACAAAUCCAGGCUAUGCAGAAAGGGAUUAGAGGGAAAUGUAGUUGGAGGUGGGAUGGGAGGGGACAGGAUGAGGUGGCCAUUUAUCUGAACCCUGUAGCCCCUUGAGCUGAGUGGUAGAAACUCUGUUUUUAAUAUGAUUUGUGCAUUGGAGGUGUCGCCGGGCAACUCUGGACGUGUUCCAGAGCACAAACACUGAGCCACCGAGCUGUUCUGGGCCCACAUGAGACAAGUGAACAAAUUGUGGACAAAGAUUUAUUUCUGGAGUUAAAAUGUCUUAAGUUUGUUUACAGUUAAGGGAAACAACUAUUUAUUAUAUGUGCAAUACAUUGUAUUAAGCUAUGUUUGUAUUAUUUGAACAUUUUUACUGGAAUUGUGCACGUUAUUUUUUUUAGACCCUGGUUGUGGUUUUCCAUACUCCCCUUUUUCCAUUUUAUUUCUCAGGUUAGCAAAGUCACUGUUAUUCAGAAUCUGUUGUCUCAGUAAUUAGCUAGAGAAAUUAAUCUUAAGAAUGUACUAACAUUCUAAUUAUAGCCUCAACCAGUAGGACACAUGUAGUCUGUUAGAACCUUCUAUUUUUAAUCAACACGCUCAAGUCAGUGAAACUAGUCCAACUUAGGCUGUAAUUAAUUGAGACCAUUUUGCUGCCAAAAUACAUGAUACUCAUACAUAUGUAACAGCACAGUACCUCAAACAUUGUCCCUCCAAAACUGAAUUGGAGCUUUAAGAUGUUUUAGUGUAGCUGAGAAGGGAAAUUAUGCUAGUCAGUUUGCAUCUUGGACCCAGUGUUAGAGUUUAGUCUUGACUCUUCCACCCUUGCCAACUGCUAGUCAUAGUAAUUUUGACAUUAUUUUGCAAAAUUAUUCUAGAAAUACAUUUAUUCCUAAGGAUAUAUUGGGACAUCCAAGUCUGGUAGAACCACCUGUACAGUUUGGAGCAAACUAAAUAAGAGAAACUUCAGUUUGCCAACUUUGUGAAAGGUGGUGUACUUCCCAUUUCUCUGUUUGUGAAUGUGUGUGUAUCUACUGUGUUUUAACUGUACUCGAGUGCUAUUCGCAUUUGUGACACAAACCUCAAAGCUCCUUUUUCCAAAUCUGAAAAGCACCACAUCCCUAUCAUACCUAGCUAUAUUUGAUGUCUGGUACACCCUGUUAUUCGUACCCUUAGUAAUUAAAAUACCUGAUCCACAACAAA
This is a messenger RNA of Alosa sapidissima (American shad), 3439 nucleotides long. RefSeq names its product myotubularin related protein 7b (gene mtmr7b). The transcript is spliced from 14 exons. Lineage: Eukaryota; Metazoa; Chordata; Actinopteri; Clupeiformes; Clupeidae. The record is from RefSeq and is a predicted model, not a curated record. Gene Ontology annotation, molecular function: phosphatase activity. Bases 281 to 2245 code for a protein of 654 amino acids. Gene Ontology annotation, biological process: dephosphorylation.